AUGGCCUCUUCGUUUCCUCAAUUCUCGCUCCUUCCCGCCGAGCUUCGUUUCCAGAUAUGGAGGCUGGCUCUUCUCCCACCUCCAAAAAUCUCAACCAUCACCCUCUCCUACACCCGAUGGGAUCCACUUGACAGUCAAGCCUACGAUGGGCCAAGUUUCGAAGUCGUCCAAGGAAAUCUGUGGUAUUUUGCAUUCGCACCAUGUCAAUCCUUGCCACCUAUCCUGUUCACAACUCGAGAGGCAUUCAUCGUCGGUCAACGUUACUACCACAUUGCCCGCCAAAUCGGCCAUGAGAUCGUCGACAAUACCGUCAUCACGGACUUGACAACAGUCGACAAAGAGAUCAUCGUCGAAGAUUACAGCAGCUCCAUGCCAAUAAUAAUCCGGAAAGAAAGAGCGAUCCCUCACUCAAUUAACGACCUUGUCCACGUGACGAUCAACCCAAAAGUCACUAUCGAGAACGAUCUCCCUCUCUCCUAUCACGCAAUAUCGGACCUCCAUCCAUUGACCUUUCAGGGGAUUAAGUAUUUAGUCAUGGAUGCUAUGGAGUUCCACAAUCGGAUGUACGUUAUGAACUCGAAUUCACUCGUGUUCUCUGGUCUCGAGGUGCUGUUUCUUGUAAUGGGACGGUAUGAUGGAAUUCGUGAUGGGGGGUGGGAGAUUCCUAACGUUGGGGCUAUUGAUAUGUGGGAAUUUUUGAAGCAGUGGGAGAGGGUGGAUCUCGAGGCUGGGACGGCAAAGUGGAGGGUUGGGGAGGUGGUGUUUGUGAGGAGUGUUGAGGAUGCGUUGGAGGGCCUUACACGGAGAGGUGUUUGA
This is a messenger RNA of Hyaloscypha bicolor E, 816 nucleotides long. RefSeq lists its product as uncharacterized. Lineage: Eukaryota; Fungi; Ascomycota; Leotiomycetes; Helotiales; Hyaloscyphaceae. The coding region runs from base 1 to 816 and encodes 271 amino acids. The record is from RefSeq and is a predicted model, not a curated record. The transcript has a single exon.